Scleropages formosus (Asian bonytongue) is the source of this 5389-nucleotide messenger RNA. Its product is annotated as anion exchange protein 3-like. Gene Ontology annotation, molecular function: monoatomic anion transmembrane transporter activity; solute:inorganic anion antiporter activity. The record is from RefSeq and is a predicted model, not a curated record. Lineage: Eukaryota; Metazoa; Chordata; Actinopteri; Osteoglossiformes; Osteoglossidae. The transcript is spliced from 23 exons. Gene Ontology annotation, cellular component: plasma membrane. Bases 1 to 3657 code for a protein of 1218 amino acids. Gene Ontology annotation, biological process: regulation of intracellular pH; transmembrane transport; monoatomic anion transport.
AUGGCAGCAGGAGGCCAUGCCCCCGAGAAGGAUGUUUUGAUCAACCUGCAGCAGGUUCUGGCUGAGGAGGCGAAACACCCCUGUGAUGGACAGCAGGAGGAGGGUGGCUGGGAGAAGGCCCUCUCGGUGCAGCACUUCGCCCACAUCGUCUCUGAGGGUACCGCCAGCAAUGGAGAGAAGCUGGGCCGCACCUACAGCGAGAAGGACUUUGAGUAUCACCGGCACACGUUCCACCACACCCACCACCCGCUUUCCACACAUCUGCCGCCGCCGAUGCGCUUCCGCAAGAGGGUGCUCAGCACCGACCACCGCAGGAAGAGGAGGCGCAAGAAGAAGAAGACAUCCUUACCCCCCUCCGAGGUCACGCCUACCAUUCAGGAGGUGGACGAAGAGGAGGCGGAGUCUGAGGUUGAGGAUCAGGGCCUGGCAGUCACACCCACAGAGCUGAUGGAUAACAAACCAAAGUCCAGCCUUGGGCGUGAAGAGGGCCUCGAGCUGCCACUGCCCCUUUCUAGCUUCCGCAUGGAAAAUGAGUACCCCCCAACACCUGGUGAGGACAUACUCUCCAGCACAGGCUUGGAGGUGAAGGGGCAGGUGCAGCAGGAGAAGGCUUUCAGCAGGUUCUCAACCGCUCCGGAGCCUCCAUGGUUCCGGAGGAUACCCCAGUACCGGGUAGCAGGGCAGCAGAGGGCCAGCUAUGACCUGUGGGAGCGGGUAUGUGCGGGCAGCAUGAGCGCGGCCGAGGCAGCCGUGUACCAGGAGGUGCCCACUGACGAGGCUGAGGCCCAGAUGCUGGCCACCGCGGACCUGGAGGACAUGAAGAGCCACCGAUUUGAAGACAACCCUGGCAUAAGACGUCACCUGGUGAAGAAGUCGUCCCGUAGCCAAGUGGCACAGAGUAGCAUCAGCUCUCCCACAAGGUUCAGCAUGAGGAAGAGGAAGAAGUCAGACAGGAAGACCCAUGAGGUGUUUGUAGAACUGAACGAGCUGAUAACUGACAAGAACCAGGACAUGCGAUGGAAGGAGACGGCACGCUGGAUCAAGUUUGAGGAAGAUGUGGAAGAGGAAACUGACCGUUGGGGCAAGCCUCAUGUGGCAUCCCUUACUUUCCGCAGCCUGCUGGACCUCCGCAAGACCAUUACCCAGGGGGCUGUGUUGCUGGAUCUGGAACAAACCACACUGUCAGGCAUUGCUCACCUUGUGGUAGAGACCAUGAUCGUCUCCGACCAGAUCAAAGCUGACGACAGGGCCAAUGUACUGAGGGCCCUGCUGCUCAAACACAGUCACCCCAACGAUGAAAAGGAGGGGUUCUUCCCCCGCAACCACUCGGCCCACAGCCUGACCAGCUAUCACCACGACCACAACCAUGUGCCUGAGCCCAGCCUGCCCCUGGUAGCUGAGUACUCCGAGCACCAAGACGCCAAGCCUCCAGAUCAUGAGAAAGAGAAAGCAAUCCAUCCCAUCACUGCUGAAGGCCAUGCAGCUGCCCGAUCCAUGAAACUUCUGGCUAAGAUCCCCAAGGAUGCCGAAGCCACCGUGGUCUUAGUGGGGUGUGUGGAGUUCCUGGAGCACCCAGCCAUGGCCUUUGUCCGGCUCAGUGAGGCUGUGCUGCUUGAAUCGGUCUUGGAAGUACCAGUGCCUGUCCGGUUCCUCUUUGUCCUGCUAGGACCGAGCCACUCCAACAUGGACUACCAUGAGAUUGGGCGUUCCAUCUCCACACUCAUGUGUGAUAAGAACUUCCACGAAGUGGCCUACUUUGCCGACGACCGCCAGGACUUGCUGAAUGGCAUCAAUGAGUUCCUAGACUGCAGCAUUGUGAUCCCACCCUCGGACGUGGAGGGCAAGGACCUGCUGAAGACUGUUGCCUCCUUCCAAAAGCAGAUGCUGCGCAAGAGGAAAAAGAGGGAGAAGAAGUCCAUUAGUGCUGCUGUGGGAUCUGAUGCUGAGAACAGCGAGGUAAUAUUGGAAGACCAGGACGAGGAGGACCAGGAGGUGGAUCCCCUAAAGCGUUCUGGAAUCCCUUUUGGCGGCCUCAUCCACGACAUUCGCAGGCGGUAUCCCCACUACAUGAGUGACAUUAAGGAUGCUGUCGAUACACAGUGCGUGGCUGCCAUCAUCUUUAUCUACUUUGCUGCACUCUCACCUACCAUCACCUUCGGGGGGCUGCUGGGGGAGAAGACAGAGGGCAUGAUGGGAGUGUCAGAGCUCAUCGUCUCUACUUCCACGCUUGGCGUGCUGUUCUCCCUGUUGGCUGGGCAACCUCUUCUCAUCAUUGGUUUCUCAGGACCCUUGCUUGUUUUUGAAGAGGCCUUCUACAAGUUUUGCCAGGCUCAGGGAUUUGAGUACCUCACGGGCCGUGUCUGGAUCGGUUUUUGGCUUAUCUUCAUCGUUUUGGUCAUUGUGGCGGCCGAGGGCAGCUUUCUGGUCCGCUACAUCUCACCCUUCACACAGGAGAUUUUUGCUUUCCUCAUCUCUCUGAUCUUCAUCUAUGAGACUUUCUCCAAGCUCAUCAAGGUGUUCCAGGAGCACCCGCUACUGACGAGCUACCCGUUGCCCACCACUCAACCUGUUCUCUUCUCCCACCACCUACACGAGGAGGACCAUCACAGCCCCAAACUCAUGCAGCCCAACACAGCCCUGCUGUCUCUCGUUCUAAUGCUGGGCACCUUCUUUGUGGCCUUCUUCCUUAGGAAGUUCAGGCACAGCCGAUUCCUGGGAGGAAAGGCAAGAAGAAUCAUUGGAGACUUUGGGAUUCCUAUUUCUAUUUUGUGUUCUGUGGUAGUGGAUUGUGCCAUUCCGGAAACUUACACGCAGAAGCUGAAUGUGCCCUCUGGCUUCUCAGUCACAUCUCCUGACAAGCGAGGCUGGUUCAUUAGCCCGUUCGGGGACAAGCAACCCUUCCCUGUUUGGAUGAUGGGGGCCUCUGCUGUACCAGCCCUGCUGGUCUUCAUCCUCAUCUUCAUGGAGACUCAGAUCACCUCACUGAUUGUGAGUAAGAAAGAGCGACGACUAGUCAAAGGUUCUGGGUUCCACCUGGAUUUGCUCCUCAUCGUCCUGCUAGGGGCACUGUGCCCCCUCUUUGGCCUUCCCUGGCUGACCGCUGCCACCGUGCGCUCCGUCUCACACGUAAAUGCGUUGACUGUCAUGAACAAGGCCACUGCUCCGGGGGAGAGGCCCAUGAUCCAAGAGGUUAAGGAACAGAGGAUCACAGGCAUGAUAGUUGCUCUGCUUGUAGGCUUAUCCAUUGUGAUGAAGAACAUCUUGCGGCACAUCCCGCUAGCUGUGCUCUUCGGGAUCUUCCUGUACAUGGGCAUCACCUCGCUCACUGGCAUCCAGCUGUACGAGCGCAUUAUGCUCAUGGUCACACCCGCCAAGCACCACCCUGACCACAUCUAUGUCACGAAGGUGAAGACUUGGCGCAUGAACAUGUUCACAGUCAUCCAGCUGCUGUGCAUCGUGCUGCUGUGGGUGGUGAAGUCCACCGCGGCCUCCCUGGCCUUCCCCUUCAUCCUCAUCAUGACUGUUCCACUGCGCCACUUGCUUCUCACCCGGGUCUUUGAGGAGCGAGAGCUCAAAGCGCUGGAUUCAGACGAAGACUCCCCCAACUUUGAUGAAGAUGGGAGGGAUGAAUACAAUGAGCUCCACAUGCCUGUAUAGUCGUGUAUUCUGGGAAGCCUCUGGGCUUUGUACAAUGUAGCAGAACUGACCAAUGAGAGAACGGCAAUGGGGGGGACUAAGUGGACCUCUGUUAAGAUGCUGGCGUAUCCAUGCAGCACUGAUGCAGAAUGGUGUGUAGUGUACUGACAGCCUAUUGUACUGUACACCAUAUGUGGCCAUGUAGUACAGAGAAUUAAACCUUAGCAGGUGUGUUGGGUGCAUGUGUGUGUGUGUGUGUGUGUGUGUGUGUGUGUGUGUGUGUGUUUAUAUUGCUGCAUGUAUGUGCAUAAGAGCCAUUUUUGUCACCUGCUUCGGCUGAGAACAAAUGCACUGUGGGCUUAUAUUUUAUAUAUUUAUGGUUAAGAGCGUUUCAGAGAAAAUCGCCGACCACCCUGUUGUUUGCUGGCUCGCUAAACACAAGAAUCAAAGACAAGCGCAGGACUGUGAGGUACUUCGGUGCAUGUCUGUACAAAGCAAACUGUGCAGCGUUCCCUUUUUGUCAUCCAGUGUACUUUCUAUCUGGAGGACAGGUGCGAUAGAAAAGUCACAUUUAGAGCUUCUGCAGGUCAUCUUUCAACUGUAAGGUCGUCUACAGCUUAUCUCUCCACUAGAAGGUCUUGCCAACAGGGCUGGAAUGCUUUGGUAGCAAUCCAUCUCAGAGGCCUUAAUGAUAACCAGGGAUAAUUUGUCUAUUGUGCUGAUUGUAAUGGUGCAUGUAGCCCAUUUAAGUCAAUUGUAGGGUGGAAAGGGUAGAUAGGAGGCUGCAACAGUCACUGCAAGUCACACAAAAUGAUUGGGUCUCAGCAGAGCUAUACACACACACAUAUAUAUAUAUAAAAUACACACACACACAAUACUAUUUAUUAAAGGUUUAUGUAUUAUGCAGGACUUAAAAGAUCGAUUUUCUUCACGUCUGACAUUUGUUGACUCGGCCGCUCAAAUCAUGCGUUAGCAUUCUCCCCCGCUGUUACACACUCUGUUAAUGAUCAGUGAGCUCUCGGAGUUAAUGAUUUGUGCCGCUUGUGAGGUCGCGCUGUGUUUUUUGAGUUGAGACGUAGAGAAACACGAAGGGAUCCGGAGAGAAGUUGGGGCGGUUGUCGAUCACUAGCGUCAAUCAGCUGAUGUACGAGCGCAGGGGUUUCGAGAUUCAGCGUUAAGACUUACCUUUUGGGAGCUGAAUAAUAUACCGUGGUGUUCUUUCACACCUUCUUGUCAGCAGUUUGAUUUGUUCAAGGGCUAAGGUAGAGUUUAGCAGCCGAUCACGUUCGAAUGAUACUGAGCAGUCUCUCUAUUCCCUCCGUACCAGAGAGCAGCAGGUAGUGUAGUGGUUAGAGUUACUGCUGUCAGUCUCAAAAGUUGCAGGUUCAAUAUUCACUGCUGGUUGUAGUACCCUAGAGUAAGGCACUUACCUAAAAUGAGCCAGCUAUAUAGAUUAACAAUACUUGUGUCCUUAAUAUUGUAAGUUGCUUUGCAAAAAAAGCAUCAACUAGACGAAUGAAUUUAAUCCAAAACGACCGUUUCGUUGAGAACAGGUCCAUCCGCAUUUCAUGUGAUCGGUGACAUUUUGUGCCGUGAUGCCAUCAGCAUGCUUUCUUUUCUUUUCCCUUUUUUCUUGGAAAAUGUGAAUCAGAGAAAGUGCCACUUCCACCAAAAACAAGUUAUGUAAUAGAGGCCCAGGGCUGAACACUCGAGUGCUUUACGACAAAGAAAAUUACGCUUAAUGUGGUGUCAA